This is a messenger RNA of Exophiala spinifera, 2625 nucleotides long. RefSeq lists its product as uncharacterized. Gene Ontology annotation, molecular function: protein serine/threonine kinase activity; ATP binding. Gene Ontology annotation, biological process: intracellular signal transduction; protein phosphorylation; regulation of MAPK cascade. NCBI's taxonomy places the organism in Eukaryota, Fungi, Ascomycota, Eurotiomycetes, Chaetothyriales, Herpotrichiellaceae. The record is from RefSeq and is a predicted model, not a curated record. Bases 1 to 2625 code for a protein of 874 amino acids. The transcript is spliced from 2 exons. Gene Ontology annotation, cellular component: cytoplasm.
AUGACAAGUUUUUACAGCGCAGGCCAGUUCAUGAACCCUGGCCCUGCUCCGCGCCCUCCUACCGACCGUCCUCGAGAACUUCAACUACAGCGUUCCAACUCCGCCCUUCCCAUUUCCUCCUUUGAUGCCAUGAAUCUUGGCCCAAGUUCACCCGCCAUCAGCACCCCAAGCGCUCCGUUCUUCUCGAAUGGCAGUUCAAUAUCUCUGGCGGGGAGUGGGAAGUCCUCAGCGGCCAACAUCAUCAAGGAAGGACAUGUCCGAUGUAAAGAAGACAAGUUCCUGGCGCAAUGGAACCAAAGAUACCUUAUCCUGCGCGAAUACCGACUCGACUUCAUGAAGAGCGAGACUGGAAAAUGUAUGCAGUCGAUUCAGCUGAACACAGUGACUGGAGUGACACGUUCCGAAGAGACUCGAAUGGCCUUCGAAAUCACUCGGAUUGCCAAUCCCAAGGAUGCUGGCGGGAAAGUCGUCAUGACUCGAGAUUUGCCCACUCGAACAAUCACCUGCGAAGUGCGGAAUGAUGAUGAAAUCUACGAGUGGAUCGACAAAAUAUAUGAGCGAUGCCCUGGCAUGGGAGGCGUCAGUAACCCGACUAACUUCAGCCACCGCAUUCACGUUGGCUUUGACCCUCAAACCGGAGGAUUUGUAGGUCUGCCACAAGAAUGGGAGAAGCUGUUGAAUAGUUCUGCCAUUACCCGAGAUGACUACAAGAAGAACCCUCAGGCGGUCAUCGAGGUGCUCCAAUUCGUCUCCGACCAAAAGAUGCGUGACCAGCAUCCAGAGAUUUACACUCCCGGCAUGGUAACCCCCCCGGCGACGCAACCUAACAAACAAGUUGGUUAUCCUACGGGCGGCAAUUCAGUUGCUCCUCCGAGACCGGCACCGCCGACUGACGCACAGCGGUACAAUGCCAAUCAGUUUAUGCAUAAAUACCAGGAUAGCCAGUCCCGGUCUGGCACUCCUCCCGUAAAGCCACAACUGCAGCGAUCGCAGACCGAUAAAGCAGCGUAUGAUAUGGAAGCUGAUGCCGCCAGGAUCAAAGAAAUCGCCAACCAAGAACAAAAGCGCCGUCAAAUGGAGGCUGAGGCCAAGCGAGUACGGGAACAAGAACGAGAGACGGCCGAACGUGAGCGGAGGGAGCUGGAGGCGUAUAACGCGUCUCUCCCGAAGACUCGUCCACCCAUUGCCCAACAAGAGAUUGGAGGUUUUGGCGGAAGCGCUCAACCCAACCGACAAGAUCCCAGGUUCAACCCAGCUAGGGCAGCUCCAAGUGCUCCACAGCAAUCAUCUUCCUUGAGGCAGCAGCCGGUAGCUCACCGACCUGCCCCAUCUGCUCCUACAACCAGCGCCUCUCAGAAUUCAAUUCCACAGUCGACCUCUGCCGGUCAGGCAUCUCUUCGCGCUCCGGGCAGCCGGGAACCAGAGCGACAACCGUCCCCCAACGCACGUUAUCAAGCCGAGCGCGAUGCUCCGCGAAAGGAUGUUUUGCCUAAACCACAAGCCAAUGGGGUCAAUGGUCAAUCGCCCAGCCGAUCGCCAGGAUCGGUACAGCAACCUAAGCCCCUGAAUGUGGCAAAACAACCACAAGCCAAACCCGCCGCUGACCCGCGUAAAGAGGCGGAGAUCGCAUUGACUGCCAAGAAGCCCGUCGAAGAACGGGCAAAGGAGGUUCGCAUGUCAAGCAUGAGCGAGAACGAAGUUAUGGCGAAGCUUAAGCAGGUAGUCUCCAAAGACAACCCUAAUGAUUCUUACAGCAAACAAAAGAAAAUCGGACAGGGCGCUUCUGGCUCAGUCUAUGUCGCAAGAGUACGAGAAAGUGCGACGUCAGCUGUCGCAAGAGAGGUAUACCGUACGCAUGGACCGAAGGGUCAGGUCGCCAUUAAACAGAUGGAUCUGAGAAAUCAACCUCGAAAAGAACUAAUCGUCAAUGAGAUUAUCGUCAUGAAGGACUCGAAACACCCCAACAUUGUCAAUUUCCUAGAUUCAUUUUUGCAAGAACAGAACAAUGAGCUGUGGGUGGUGAUGGAGUUUAUGGAGGGAGGCGCUCUCACCGACAUCAUUGACAAUAACCCGGUCAUCACAGAAGAUCAGAUUUCCACGAUCUGCUUCGAAACCUGCAAAGGCCUCGCUCAUCUGCAUUCUCAGGACAUUAUCCACCGAGACAUCAAGAGUGACAAUGUGUUGCUCGACCGUGUCGGUAAUGUCAAGAUCACUGAUUUCGGAUUUUGUGCCAAGCUUACAGAGUCCAAGAGCAAGCGUGCAACAAUGGUGGGCACACCAUACUGGAUGGCACCUGAAGUUGUCAAGCAAAAGGAGUAUGGUCCCAAGGUGGACAUCUGGUCCCUUGGGAUCAUGGCCAUCGAAAUGAUCGAAUCGGAACCCCCUUAUCUUAAUGAAGAGCCGCUGAAGGCCCUGUUCCUAAUCGCGACCAAUGGAACGCCGAGACUCAAGAAUCCUAACAAGCUGUCUCGAGAACUCAAAGCUUUCCUGAGCGUCUGCCUCUGUGUCGAUGUUAGAAGCCGCGCCAGUGCAGACGAGCUACUACGGAACGACUUUAUGCGCAUGGGUUGCAGUCUAGCAAGCCUGAGCGAACUAUUGAAAUGGAGAGAAAAGGGACGGCAAUAA